Acipenser ruthenus (sterlet) is the source of this 1432-nucleotide messenger RNA. RefSeq names its product mitochondrial import inner membrane translocase subunit Tim29-like. Lineage: Eukaryota; Metazoa; Chordata; Actinopteri; Acipenseriformes; Acipenseridae. The transcript is spliced from 2 exons. Gene Ontology annotation, cellular component: TIM22 mitochondrial import inner membrane insertion complex. Gene Ontology annotation, biological process: protein insertion into mitochondrial inner membrane. Bases 110 to 943 code for a protein of 277 amino acids. The record is from RefSeq and is a predicted model, not a curated record.
GCCUUUCGGUUUAUGUAUAAGAGGUUCUGUAGCGGAGCCGCAAUGGCGUCAGUUUCGUAUCCUCCUGCUUCUCCUCUGCGGUGCCCCCGGGAGCGUCCUCUCGGUGAAGAUGGCUGCAGCGCGUGUGUGCAGGAGGUGGUGCUCGACCGCGGCGCGAGCUGCCGGUGAUACUGGACUAACGGCAGCCGCUCGAGCCGGCGCGGAGAGCCAGCGGGUGACUGCGGGAAAAGGGUCGCGGUGGGAGAGGCUGCGGGACGGCAGAAUGGGCCUGUGGUGGAAGGGCCUGCUCCGCGAUUACAAAGAGGCCUGCCGCGACGUGUUCGCCGGAGCCAGGGAGCGUCCUGGAAAGGCUGCCCUGUACCUGUCUCUGCUGGGCGGGGCCGGAGCCUGCUGCCACUGGAACCCGAGCGAAGCCUCCUUCGAGAGCAGCUUGCUGGAGGCCUCCAAUACGCUGCUGCUGCUGUCACCGUGGAUACGCAGUGGGGACUCUGACGGGCAUGUGCAGGGGCUGACCAAGCUGAGGAACCAGGGGCGCCUGCGCUACCAGAGCCUGGGCUUGCUGUCGCUGGUGUACGAGGCUCCCUUCCACCCUGACAGCAGCCUGUACGAGGCUCGCUGCCAGUCCCUGCGCCCACGCUGGCUGCACUUCCCCAGCAGGGUGCUGGACCUGGGCUUCUGCUGCCGCUGGUGGAUCCUGGAGAGGAAGAUGAGGGACUUCGACAUCAAUGAGCAGGAGUUCAGGAACCUGCCCCCCCACCUGAGGACCAUCUCCCCCAAGCAGCUGCGCUCCCAGGAGAACGAGAGGCUGUACGAGGAGAAGUACAGGCCUGUGUCGCUGAGUGAGGAGGAGAUUGCCAGGGCUGAGAGCGAGGAGAGUGCUAUCUCUCCUCCCUCCACCAGGGGCAGUAACCCUGAGAUGCAAGCUGCAUCUCCCUUAGUGUGAGGGGACUGAGGGAAGCAGAGAUCUCCUCUCUCCAGAAGGGCCAGGUAGUUCUGCUCUCAGACAAUGGGGUUGGCAGAUGGGACAAGUUGAAACUUGGAAGGUAAAACUCUUAAGAAACUUUAAAACCAAGUUGACAAAUGUUGAAGCAUUGAAGGCACUCGUUGAAAACUGUCUGCUUGGCUUACUUUCUUAAAUGUAUACCUGCAUUUUUUUUGAAGUUUCAGUACAAAUCGAAACUUGAAAAAUGCAGGCCUGGAAAUAACUCUUAUUGCAUAGCAGUUCAAUCCAUUCCUGGUUUUACUAUGAGUUUCGUAAGACUCACCUGAGCUUGUUAUCUGUACACUGUGGCUAAUCAAGCUUGUAGUAAAACCUGGAAUGGAUGAAACAGUUAUGCAAUAGGAGUUUAAUUUCCAUCCCUGAAAUGCAUUCUGUUCAGUCUGGUAUUUGUAACAGAUUUUUAAUAAUUAAAUUAUAGAGCUUUAAAACCAA